UUGGCCCCACAUUCCUCGAUGUCAUCUCCUUCAUUGCUUCUCUCUUAUCAUUCCUUCUUCUUCUUCUUCCUUCCUUCCAUGACCAUGGGCCAUGAGAGAGACUGAAACCUUUUCUUGUUUUGCACUUUGCUAAUCUCACACAAAGCUCCAUCCUUUUCCAACAAAACCCCCCCCUUAUCUCACAUAAAGUCUCAUCCUUUUCCACCAGAAGAGCACUUUCAGCUUCUGGGUUCAUCAAAUGGACGAUGAUGGAUCUGCUCAUAGCUCACUCUUCGGAGACUUAUCAACCGAAGAGGUCACAAGCAAGAUCAUCCUCACAGCAGUCAUUGUUCUGUUCCUGGCGGUUCUCUUCGUCCUUAUCCUCCACCUCUACGCCAAACUCUACUGGUGGCGAUUAGAUCACCACCUCCAGCAGCAGCUACAAGAACAAGAACAAGAACAAGAACUAGAGCAAGAAGACCAAUCACCUGUAAUAACCACUCGCCGGCAACGACGCCGUUUCAUCUUCGUCCCGGGGCAGGACGCUUUAUCCAACACCGGAGGGCUUACCCCUUUUGAGCUCAGUUCACUGCCCGUUGUCUUUUUCAGACAAGACAGUUGUAAAGAAGGUUUGGAGUGUGCUAUUUGCUUGUCUGAGCUUGUCAAAGGAGACAAAGCGAGGCUGCUUCCAAAGUGUAGCCACAGCUUCCACGUUGAGUGUAUUGACAUGUGGUUUCAGUCUCAUUCGACUUGUCCCAUUUGCAGAAACGCUGUUCUUGAAGCUAGCUUAAAGAGGAUUGAACAAGUUUCCGACAAUGUAUCAGAUGCUUUGUCUCAGAUUUCGAGUUCUUCUUCGGAUUUUCCGACCAAUGUGUUGGUAUGGGGUCGCCAAGAUCAGGUUAGUACCAGAAACACCAAUGUUGGGUCUCAAGAAGAGGGUAUUGGUCAAGAUGCUGUUGUUCUUGAUAUCAAUGAUUCUGGAGCUAGGAGUCAAAAUGUGCCGUCUUCAUCAGCAAUGAGGUUUAUUGCUGAGGAGGAAGAGCCAAAGUCUCCAAUGACAACGAGGUUGAGGUCCUUGAGGAGGUUUCUGAGCAGAGACAAGAGAGUCUCUUGUAGCAAUAAUAGUAGUGGUAGCUCCAGUGCUGCUGGUGCUGCUUCUUCUGUUGAUCCUUGAAGGUUGUGAUUAGAUUAGUAGCUGAGUGAAAAGGUUGCCUGAAGAUGUCAAAACUGUGUAGUGGUCUCUGCUUUUGUUACUGGCUUUUGUGUUUUGAGAGGUUUCUUUGUUAUCCAAGUAUAUCAUUUAUCUAUGCCAAGGGAAUUUUGAAACUCA
Molecule: messenger RNA, 1309 nt
Organism: Brassica oleracea var. oleracea
Lineage: Eukaryota; Viridiplantae; Streptophyta; Magnoliopsida; Brassicales; Brassicaceae
Product: RING-H2 finger protein ATL3
Exons: 1
Coding region: 239-1153 (304 amino acids)
Biological process (GO): protein ubiquitination
Source: RefSeq, a predicted model, not a curated record